GGGCACCGAGUACUCCUAAUGUUUUGUAUUAGCUUCCGGAAUUGAAAUUUGCGGAUGCAGGUGAUAUGAGGCUAAUUCUAAAUACUUUUAGUUAGACUUAUCCCUACUGUUUGUGUAGGCUUUUCCGUAUGUAACCAUCAAAUGUAAAUACACACCGAGUAGGUGUAUGUGUAGAACCACAGCCUUUGAAGCAACACGAGCAACUAUUUCAGACUGAGAUGGCUAGGACUGACGUAUUUAUUUGUUUCACCUGCUGUGUUGGAGAGCAGCCACGAGUGCCUCGGAGGAAAAUAGACAGAAGUCAGAUAGGUCAGCCGAUGAACUUUCAGCAUGUUGGACAUGUUGGAUCGUCUGAUGUGUCACAACCAACCUCUCAGUUCUCGUCUGUUCAGUAUCAAAUGCAGACGAAAGGAGGUUAUCAGUUUGCAGUUCCUGUAAACAUACAAAUGAAAGUCAGGGAUGUACAGACGCAAAGGUAAUUGCAUCAUGAAGCCUACAUUGCGUUGGACAAGGUGGAUAGUUUACAGAUGAUGCUCCUUACAUUGUGGCUUGAUCACCAUCAACCCCCGAUUACAAAGUGAUGUAUGCUCUCCUAGAGAAAUGUAUAGUCAGCAUUGACACGUCAUGCAUGUGUCUGCUGUCCUUGCUAAGCCAUGGUCCAUAGUCCUGUGUUGAUGUCACUUGUUUCUGUGGUGCUUCGUAUGUGGACCAAUGGAAAAAGAAGAAAAGUCAGAUGUGAACAGGUGCUUUACGUGUUAUUUUUGCGGUGCAUGCAGGGAUGUCCAAUCACGUGCGUAAACUGUUGAUUGCUGCAAUUAGUUCCUCGUCUUCAUGAAUUUUGGCAAGAAUUCCUCUCUCUCUCUCUCUGUAUAGUCGACUCGUGAGUGGCGUAUAUUGCAGAGAGCUGGCGUCUCUGCAAUGUGAAUGUAUAAUCUACAGCUUCCUCCAUGCUCCACUCUCGUGGAAGGUGGUGCAACUUGCGAUCUUGAUACUUACAGAGUUAUCUUUUGAUUCCUGGUAUUUUGCUGAUUGAGAGGUUGCCUGCAAGCUAUUCUUCAUAGAUAUCUGCUCACCAGACCGGCCCUCAGAGCUGUAUUACCCUGCUGGUGCUUGUGUGCUUGUAGAAUUGAAGUCGAGUGAGGAAUUAUCUCUUAUUAAUGGGGUUAUUUAUUGAAAUUUUCUGAUAAAUAUUCGUUUAUACUUUGGAUUUAGCAAGGCAUGUGAAGUGAUUUAUUCUUGCUAUUGGUCUAUUACAUGAACAGGUAACUAUAGCAUAUCUUUGGGACUACUAUUCAAUUGAGGAAUUUGUAAACUGAAUAAGCAGACACUUUUAAAAAGCAAGACGGAGCAUUUGCAGAACUUCAGCUUAUAUGGAAUAUGGUCAUUAACUUGUAAUACGGUGAUCUAUAUUUUGUUAAUGAGAAGCCGAUUUUUAGGUUUCAUCUCCCAUACUGACACCUUGUUCGAAUAAUUGUGCUGGGUUGAUGUGGCGAUUACACGUGAACGUAGCUAAGCAAUGGUGAUGUGUACAGUUUAUCCAUUUGCUGCUGUUUUUUGUUAACUAGGAACGGUGACGCGGCUACAAUCCACGGUGGCGACCAAAACCACCUGGAAACCAAUUAUAAUUAUGUAAAUUGGUUGUCUUAUGACUAUUAGGUUUUAUACCUAAAGCUGCAUUCAUAAAUGCAUCACACUAAAAAAAACUGCCACUAACUGACUGCCUUACGCUUUGUGUGUUCAAUUACAAGUUUUCGCUUUGUAUUUUGGUACCUUGAGCAAAAUUAUGCAAAUUUUUUAUAACUUGGUGGUUUUCUUGAGGUUGGUUUUAUUAUGAAUGCAGGUUUAAGUAGGUCCGUUUUAUUUGUAUUAUUUAUUAAUUGUGGUUUUGAUGUUGAGCGUACAAGAAACGAGAGUGUGGUGAGUGACUGUGCUGAGAAUGGGAGGAUUUUGUGAUUGCAUUAAUGGUGCCGCUGCAUUUAGAUCAAGCCGUGACAUAUAGUAUUUCAGUACUUGACGCGUGUGAGCUGCUAGCAUCGCAUGGUCUACUAUCGACAAAAGCCCAGAAUGCUCGUUCAGAAACCUAAAUUUGAAAAUAGAAAUUUUGAUUAUAACUAAUGAAAAAAAUAAAUCUGUGUUCAAAUUAAUUA
Molecule: messenger RNA, 2147 nt
Organism: Priapulus caudatus
Lineage: Eukaryota; Metazoa; Priapulida; Priapulimorpha; Priapulimorphida; Priapulidae
Product: CDC42 small effector protein 2-like
Exons: 5
Coding region: 219-479 (86 amino acids)
Biological process (GO): regulation of Rho protein signal transduction
Cellular component (GO): plasma membrane
Molecular function (GO): small GTPase binding
Source: RefSeq, a predicted model, not a curated record